This is a messenger RNA of Anolis carolinensis (green anole), 2581 nucleotides long. RefSeq names its product chromatin licensing and DNA replication factor 1 (gene cdt1). Gene Ontology annotation, biological process: mitotic cell cycle; DNA replication checkpoint signaling; regulation of DNA-templated DNA replication initiation. Lineage: Eukaryota; Metazoa; Chordata; Lepidosauria; Squamata; Anolidae. The coding region runs from base 389 to 2104 and encodes 571 amino acids. Gene Ontology annotation, cellular component: nucleus. The record is from RefSeq and is a predicted model, not a curated record. Gene Ontology annotation, molecular function: DNA polymerase binding; DNA binding. The transcript is spliced from 10 exons.
GAAGAAGGCGGGGCUUCGCUCAGAGCGCGGGAAAGACGGCCGGGUAGAACGUUGGGGAGCGCGAGCGUUCCUAUUGGGCGAGAGGAGUCCGGAUAGAACGUUGGGGAGCGCGAGCGUUCCACUGUGGGGAGGCUGAGCGUUCCUAUUGGGCGAGAGGAGUCCGGAUAGAACGUUGGGGAGCGCGAGCGUUCCACUGUGGGGAGGCUGAGCGUUCCUAUUGGGCGAGAGGAGUCCGGAUAGAACGUUGGGGAGCGCGAGCGUUCCACUGUGGGGAGGCUGAGCGUUCCUAUUGGGCGAGAGGAGUCCGGAUAGAACGUUGGGGUCGCGAGCGUUCCAUCCGGAAGAAAGCAAACAAGCAAACCAGAGGGUCUCCGUCCACGUGGCCGGGAUGGCGCAGCUCCGAGUCACCGAUUUCUUCCCGCAAAACAAGGCCGGGAGUUCCUCCGCCUCCUCCAGGCUCCGCCGCAAGGGAAGCCAGCCCGAGCAGGAGCCCUGGACCCCGGCGGGCGGCAGGAAGCGGGCCAGGACCGAGUCCAUGGGCAGGGGCUCGGCCAGGAAGAGGCUCCUUAUGGCGCCCCCGGAAGGGGAACAAGCGGCGGCCCCUGGACCCUGCAUUGCUCCGCCUCUUGGGCCCCACAGCCCUUCGGGUCUGGACAAGAAGGCGAAAGAUUUGACCAAUGUAAUUCUUUCGCCAGGCCUGAAGCCAGAGACGGAAGCAGAGGGUAGGACACCAGCAGAAAAGCAGGAGACGUCCAAGGAGAAGCUGACGGAGCUGAGAAGCCGCCUGGACAAAAUCCGAGCCUUGACCCAGAAAGCCCGAUCGCCAAAGGGAUCCUCAGAGACAGGCGUCGACCUCAAGAGCCGCCUGAAACGGGUCCGGCUGCUGGAAUCCAAGAUCCGGGAGAGGAAGGGCUCCAAACUGGGGAAAGAAGAUUUGGGCAAGAAAGAUCUGGAACCCAGCGGAGAGAGCAGUGAGAAUGUGCCGGCCUACCAGCGCUUCCAUGCUCUCGCCGAGGACGUGCCCCCGGGCCUUGCGCUGCCCUACAAGUACAGAGUCCUGGCCGAGAUGUUCCGCAGUGCGGACACCAUCGUGGGCAUGCUCUUCAACCGGUCGGAGACGGCCACCUUCGCCAAGGUCAAGCAAGGCGUCCAGGACAUGAUGCGCAAGCAGUUCGAGGAGCGCAACGUGGGUCAGAUCAAAACGGUGUUCCCAGAGUCGUACAUUUUACGCCAAGAGAAGAACGUCCCCACUUUUCGCAGCGGAGGCCCCAAGCAAAGCGACUACCAGCUGACGUUCGAACCAGUCCUGGAAGCUGGUGAGAAACUGUCGGCUUCACGGCUGAUGGAGCGCCGGAAGGUAUUCAGCAGGAACCUGGUCAACAUUGUCAAGAGUCACCACAAGGCCUUCCUGGCCUCACUCAGCCCUCCCAUGGCGGUGCUGGAGGACAAACUGACCCGAUGGCACCCUAGGUUCAACGUGGACGAGGUGCCAGACAUCGCUCCCGCCGAGGUGCCGCAGCCUCCGCAAGUAGACAAGAUCACCAGUGCGCAGGAAGUGCUUGCAAAGGCAAGGAGCAUGUUGACGCCAAAGAUGGAGAAGGCUUUGGCCAACCUGGCCUUGCGGACGGCGGAGGGCAGCUGCCCUUUGGCCCCGGAGUCACCCCGCCCGACCCCUUCGGCCCCCCCAAACACCCCGAGCAGCAGCCUCCGGGGGGUCUCCCAGUCCUUGCUGGAGAGGAUCAGAGCCAAGGAGGCGCAGAAGCUGCAGGCGCAGAUGACGCGGGACCCGCAGCAAGAGCUCCGCCUGGGGAUGAUGGGCCGCCUGCCGGAGAUGGCCCGGGUCCUGCGCAACGUCUUUGUGGCCGAGAAGAAGCCGGCGCUCACCCUGGAAGCAGCCUGCCAGCGCAUGUUGGCCAGCUACCGCUCGCUCAUGACCCCCGGAGAGAUGGAGGGCCACCUGCGCCUCCUUUCGGAGCUGCUUCCGUCCUGGGUGAGUGUCCUUUCCGUUCGGAAAGACACCUACAUCAAACUGGACAAAAGCGUCGACCUCAAUAUCAUCACCGAGAGACUGGCCAAAAGGAUGAAGGAAGAAGAACGGCUUUGAGUGCAGUUGUGAUAGCAACGAAUACAGACUUUUUUUGGUGCCAUGAUUGUGACUACAUUGAUCCUCCUGGCUGAGUUUUUACUUAAGACAUUUGCAGAUUUUUUUUAGCAUUGAUGGAGCAAUAAAGACAAAAAAGGAUAGUUUUUACUAUUUUCUAGCUGCUUUUCCCCCCUUUUCAGCUGGAAAGUUGGUUUUCGAUCCAUGCCAAACUCCUUACCCUCCUGUGGCUGUUAAAACUUUGAAUUAAUUUCAGAAUUAUGUUUUUCUUUUAAUGGGAGUGAAAUGAGGAAUGAAGCAAGAGUACAAAGAUGGGAAAAUAUGAUGCAAGAGUUUCCAUUUCCAGAUGCAAUGGGCGAGGGAAGGGAGUUGGUAUUAAUUCCUUUUGCAUUUUUUAAAAUACUUUGCAAGGAUCUGUUUUGAAAUGUUGAAUGUAUUAUUAUGAACCUUGAUAAUUAAAAUAUUUUCCUGACUUGUCAA